This is a messenger RNA of Spinacia oleracea (spinach), 1743 nucleotides long. RefSeq names its product cyanidin 3-O-galactoside 2''-O-xylosyltransferase FGGT1-like. NCBI's taxonomy places the organism in Eukaryota, Viridiplantae, Streptophyta, Magnoliopsida, Caryophyllales, Amaranthaceae. The record is from RefSeq and is a predicted model, not a curated record. The coding region runs from base 122 to 1513 and encodes 463 amino acids. The transcript has 2 exons. Gene Ontology annotation, molecular function: UDP-glucosyltransferase activity.
GUACGCCUCAUGGCUGACGAAGGAUGAUCACUGCCAUCUUUAUUAGUUGCUAGAAAAAGUACCUUUUCCGUAGUACAAAUAAUGCACUUGAUGGUCACAAAAACUUAGCAAAAAGAAAAAAAUGUGUGACAAGAAAACUUCAUCUGUUUUAAACAUAGCAUUUUAUCCAUGGUUUGCUCUUGGCCACCUUACUUCAUACCUCCGUUUAGCCAACAAACUUGCACAAAGGGGUCACAAUAUCUCCUAUUUCAUCCCUACUAAUACACAACCUAGAUUAGUCCCUAACAACCAUUACCCUGACCACCUUACUUUCAUCCCUGUCUCCGUCCCACCCGUGGACGGCCUCCCUCCCGGAGCCGAGACCACCAACGAUGUCCCCUCCUCGGCCAUUCCCCUUCUUAUGACUGCCAUGGACUUGACCCGUGACACUAUUGAGGCCCAUUUGGUUAGUAUCAAAUCCGACAUGGUCUUUUACGACUUAGCUUAUUGGAUUCCCGAGCUAGCCCGAAAACACGGGUUCAAGUCAGUGCACUACAUGACAACAUAUAUAGCAAGCUGUGCUUAUUUUGCCCCUGGUUUAAUGUCGGGUCAUCAGUCCACUGGGACAGAACUUAUUGCGCCACCACCGGGUUUUCCAUCCCAGCAUUUCCGGAUGCAAGCACACGAGUCCGAGGUUGUGGCCGUAGAUGUAGGUGAAAACCAAGAUGGACUUGGUUUAGAAAGUGUAACAAUAUUUGAUAGGCUGCGUAUAGCUUUUGGCGAAUGUGACGCAAUCGGAGUCAAGAGUUGUAAGGAGAUGGAAGGGGUUUACAUUGAGUAUUGUGAGAAGAUAUUUGGUAAGCCUGUGCUACUAGCAGGACCUAUGGUCCCGGAAACUCCAUCUUCUACACUUGAUGAUUAUUUUGAUGGCUGGUUAAAAGGUUUUGGUGCUGCUACUCUGAUUUAUUGUGCAUUUGGGAGUGAAUGUGUUUUGGAUAUUAACCAAUUUCAACAUCUCCUUCUUGGACUAGAGCUCACAGGAAGGCCAUUUUUGGUGGCCAUGAAGCCGCCUAAGAAGUAUGAAACAAUAGAGUCGGCCUUACCAGAAGGGUUUGAGAAGAGAACAAAAGGAAGGGGAAUCGUACAUGAGGGUUGGGUGCAGCAACAACUGAUAUUGCAACAUCCAUCAGUAGGAUGUUUCAUAACUCAUUGUGGAGUUGGGUCUCUUUCGGAAGCUAUGGUCAGCAAAUGUCAAGUAGUGUUGAUGCCUCAAGCUGUAGACCAAUUCAUCAAUGCGAGGAUGAUGAGUUUAGAGUUGAAGAUUGGGGUUGAGGUUGAGAAGAGAGAAGAUGAUGGUUUGUUCACAAAGGAGGCUGUGCAUAAGGCGGUCUCUUUGGUGAUGGAGGAAGAAAGUGAAGUCGCAAAAGAGAUGAGGGUAAGUCAUGAUAAAUGGAGAGAAUUCUUAUUACAGGAAGGUCUUGAGGAUUCUUAUAUCAGUAGCUUCAUUCAGAGUCUAAGACAGUUGAUUGGAUGAACACAAGCAUGCAACACGUACUUUUUCAAGCCGGAAAAUGAUGGUCAAUGGUCAUUUUCCCACUUAAGGUCCUAGUCAACAACAAACUCAAUUAAGGUCCCAUUUUACCACUUUACUAAUAUAAAGUCGUUUUUCACAAAGUCGACCUCAUAAAAGGUCAUUUCGAACAAAUUAUCCUUAUUCUAAUUCUUUAAUUAAUACGCAAUACAUUUAUAUUUUUAUUGGGUUAA